GUAGCCUCUUAGUAAUUGUUGACUGAAUGAUCAGGACAAGAAACCAGUGACCUGGAUGGCUGUGCGGGAUUGGAGGUUCCGGGAGGGCGACCAAGGAUCCAGGGACGGGUGGGAUGGAAUAGGGACUGCACUCAGGACGUGGUUUUGCCUCAGGAACUGAGCGGGAGGAAUGUAAGCGCCGCAGCCCCAUCCUUCCAAUUCUUGUUAUCCCCGCUCAGGAGGGUGAAGAGGGGUCUCGAGUCCCAGUGGCAGGGGUGUGUGUUGAGUGGGUUGGCUGCUUGUCGUACUCCUCCGCCAGAGUCCCGGGGCGCUGGCCGCGGUGCUGAAAUCAGCGCUCUCGGAGGAGGGAGGGAGGAGGAGCCAGGCCGGGCAAAGGGGGCGGAGCUCUCUGAUGCUCUGAGCUGGAAGAGGGGAGGGGCAGGGCGGCGCCAGCAGGCCCGAGACCCUGGCUGGCUUGAGAGGAGGCAGGAGACGGGAGAUAGCAGGGCUAGAGCAGAAGUACCUGAGCAAGCUUCCCCUGAAGAAGCCAAGGUCAUCUUCCUUGUCCUAUCAGUCCUCUUUUCUCUACCUUAGAGCUUCACCUUGUGCCCUGACCUCGGCCUUCUCUCCAAACCUAGCUGAGGGGUGACCUAUUUCUGGGCCUCAAUUCAUCUGCAAAGCCACUUCCAGCCCACCAGAACCCCAGUCCGGGACCCAGCGCCUUCACCAUGGUGAAGUUGCUGCCUGCCCAGGAGGCAGCCAAGAUCUACCAUACUAACUAUGUGCGGAACUCAAGGGCUGUGGGUGUGAUGUGGGGCACGCUUACCAUCUGCUUCUCCGUGCUGGUCAUGGCGCUCUUCAUCCAACCCUACUGGAUUGGUGACAGCGUCAACACACCACAGGCAGGCUACUUUGGCCUUUUCUCCUACUGCGUGGGCAACGUGCUUUCCUCUGAGCUUAUCUGCAAGGGCGGACCACUGGACUUCUCCUCCAUCCCCUCUAGAGCCUUCAAGACUGCCAUGUUCUUUGUGGCCUUGGCCAUGUUCCUCAUCAUUGGCUCCAUCAUCUGCUUCAGCCUGUUCUUUGUCUGCAACACGGCCACUGUCUACAAGAUCUGUGCAUGGAUGCAGCUGGCUGCAGCCACAGGCCUGAUGAUUGGCUGCCUGGUCUACCCGGAUGGUUGGGACUCAAGUGAAGUGCGGCGCAUGUGUGGGGAGCAGACCGGCAAGUACACACUAGGCCACUGCACCAUCCGCUGGGCCUUCAUGCUGGCCAUCCUCAGCAUCGGAGAUGCCCUCAUCCUCUCCUUCCUGGCCUUUGUGCUGGGCUACCGGCAGGACAAGCUGCUCCCUGAUGACUAUAAGGCAGAUGGAAAAGAGGAAGUCUGAAGCAGCUGUAGCGUUGGUCAUCUAGUUGCCUGACAAUGGAAAGUGAGGGAAUCAUAUUCUUCAGAAAUAAAAAAUUUGUUCCUUUCAAGCUUCCCUGUGUCUGCUACUCUAGGCCGGACAUCCUGAAGCCUUUCAUUAUAGGAUUAGAACCUGAUAGUCCCCUGAGAUAAGACCUCCUACUGUAUCUGGAAAACUACAGUGAAGCAGAACUGCAGUGACCACAUCCAUGAUGUUCAGAGACAUGGAUGUAACUCUCCUAAUUGGGGAUCCAUGUUCUCUUCUUAUCCCUCCACAGCGGGAAAUUGCUUUAGCCUCUUGAGGCCUCUUUGUAAAAUGAGAGCGGAAUGAAUCCGAAUCCAGUGGCCUCCCACAUCUGAGUUCCCGAUAGCCUAACUCACCAAGGAUACCCAGAAACUGCCACUCAGCUCUAUGAGGGCAGUGAAGAAGAGGUGGCUGUAAGUGUGCUGGAUCAUUUAAGGUUGAGGUUUAGAGGGUCUUUUCUUUCUCAUGUUUUGUUUUCUUAUUGAUGCUCAGAAGCGGGUAAGGAAUGGAGAGGCCACCAGAACCUGAACCCAUCAGGAAGUCUUAUAAAGAUUGGGUGAAUAUGGGAUCUAAAAACUUACCAGACUAAAUUGACCUCUUUACCCUUUGGAACCAAAAAUCACAUCUCUUCAUAUGCUCACUCUGACCCAAUCACAACUGGCUACCAACUUCAGAAAGUUGUUACUUAUGGCAAAUAAUUUGUUAUAGUAACAGAUGAUGUUUUUUGUAAAAAAAAAAAUUGGAUUUGGUACAUUAAAUGGUGAACCUUUCACUAGCCUCCAGAGUGGAACUCAGUUUUGGUAAUAUUUCAUUAUAGUAAAUGCCAAGACAAAGAUAAGUUACUCAGGCUGUUCUCUGCCUGGAGGUUGGUGCCUAGAAACAAGGUUUUGUUGAUUAUCUGCAGUGAAUGAUCCAGGAAGAAUAGGUGUUUUUUCCUGAUCUUUGUCCAUUUCUUCAGUAAAGAGAUGUGGGUGCUGUGCUCUCACAGGUGGAAAGCAGGUAAAUACUGAACAAAACUAAUGGACCUUGUCAUUGCUUCAUCAAGCAGCAGCGACAUGGGGAACAGUUUUCUUCUGGGCUGCAGGGCAUGCUUUUUAACCAAUGCAUGCUGACAACCUGCCCAGUCAGUGCAGUGUUUCUUCUCCAGUUCAGAUGGGCUAGGAAUGAGCAUCUGAGCAUUUGUCCCAGUUGUUGGUGAUGGGAAAUAUUAGAAUGGGAUUUAAGAAUGAUCACAUUCAUAUUUUCUUGUACUGAUAUUUUAAUCAGGCAUCUACUUUAUGCAAGCUUGAUGAACAACAGAAUUUGGCAAAUUCCAUAGCUUAGUGAUUUUUCUAGCUAUAUUUGUUUAGUUAUUUCUCUUAAUUUUACUUCUUAUAAAAGACAAAAGAAAAAUUUCUUAGUCUCCUUACCUUCAAAGUAUUUCUCACUGAAAUGGCAACCAUGGUGAUCCACAGAAGCUUCUGGGGGGCUUAAAAUGCAUCUGCCAAUAGCUCACACCUUGUUCUUGCCAAGAACAGCGAGUUUCAUCAAAGCAGGAGUUGAUGUUUACCAACGACCAGUGCUGGGGAAGAUCCGCAAAUCUGUUUGAAUCGCAUGGCUCAGCAUUUCAUCUUAUGCUUCAUCUUCAAGGAAACUCAGAACUCAACCUCUCCAAUAAAUGAUUUUUGAUUAUACUGUUUAUCAGCUCUUUUCAAGUGGCUCUAUCUUUAAAUUCUUAAAGGCACCUCAAAUCUCAUCUUUGAAAGUAUACAGAAAAUCAAUAAAACCAGCACUCCUCUAACCAAGUUGACUUAAUCCUUCUGCCUUGGGCUGGGGCAUAGGGAUGGUUGUGAUGCUUAAA
This is a messenger RNA of Vicugna pacos (alpaca), 3249 nucleotides long. It is a transcript of the gene LHFPL5, whose product is annotated as LHFPL tetraspan subfamily member 5. Lineage: Eukaryota; Metazoa; Chordata; Mammalia; Artiodactyla; Camelidae. Gene Ontology annotation, biological process: detection of mechanical stimulus involved in sensory perception; sensory perception of sound. The record is from RefSeq and is a predicted model, not a curated record. Gene Ontology annotation, cellular component: plasma membrane.